GUCAUCUCCCUCCCUAAAUAUCCCCCAAAUCUCUCUUCUCACACUCCAAUUCCAAAUCCCCAAAACCAUGUCUUCGAAUCCCAACUCUCUCUACCCACAAGUCAUCCAAACCAACCCAGAAGCCAAACCCACUUCUUCUUCUUCAUCAUCUUCUAUGUACCCUUCAGCCGACGUGACCCACCUCGCCGAGGACCUCUUCCCGGAAACCGACGCCGCUUCGGAAAAUACCCAAUCCUCUGAAGAGAUCCUGGUCAAGAUUCCGGGCGCGAUCGUCCACCUGAUCCAGAAGGACUACAGCAUCGAACUGGCAUGCGGCGAACUCACCAUCGUCGGUCUCCGGCAAGGCGGCAACGUAGUCGCGGUGCUCGCGCGCGUCGGCGACGAGAUUCAGUGGCCGUUGGCCAAGGACGAAGCGGCUGUCAAGCUCGACCACUCCCACUACUUCUUCAACCUCCGCGUUCCGGCGAGUGGGGAUAAUGGCGAGAUGGAGCUGCUCAACUAUGGGUUGACGAUUGCGACCAAGGGGCAGGACAGCUUGAUGAGGGAGUUGGACCGGGUUUUGGAGACGUAUAGUUGCUUUUCGGAGCAGAAGAUGGAGGGUUUGGAGCACUGGGAUGUUUUGGAGGGGUGUGCGGCGAGGGAGACUUCGCCGGAGGAUUUAGAUUCUGAAGAUAAGAAGAAACUGAUUGGUGACAGUUCCGCGGCGUACUGGACUACGCUGGCUCCGAAUGUAGAGGAUUACAGUUGCCGCUGUGCGAGGAUGAUUGCUUCGGGCUCGGGUCAGCUGAUUAGGGGGAUCUUGUGGUGUGGGGAUGUGACUGUGGAUAGGCUUAAGUGGGGAAAUGAGUUCUUGAAGAAGAGGAUGGGACCGUGUUCGAGUUCCGAGAUUAGUCCAGAAUCCUUGAAGAGGGUGCAAAGGGUUAAGAGGUUGACGAAGAUGACUGAGGAUUUGGCCUCUGGAAUCCUUUCUGGGGUUAUUAAAGUAUCUGGAUUCUUUACGAGUGCAAUUGUUAACUCGAGAGUGGGCAAGAAAUUUUUUAGCCUUCUCCCUGGAGAAAUUAUCCUGGCUUCCUUGGAUGGAUUCAGCAAAGUCUGCGAUGCCGUUGAAGUUGCUGGAAGGAAUGUCAUGUCAACCUCAUCGGUUGUCACCACUGGACUCGUUUCACAGAGGUACGGAGAGCCAGCAGCGAAGGUCACGAAUGAAGGGCUUGAUGCUGCAGGGUACGCUAUAGGGACUGCUUGGGCGGUGUUCAAGAUAAGAAAGGCUCUAAACCCCAAGAGUGUUAUCAAGCCUACAACUCUUGCUAAAGCUUCUUCUGAAUUAAAGUCCUCCAAGUCGAUGUCGACAAGUAGCAAGUGAUGGAUAUGCUUGGUAGCAGUUCGUUAUUGUAUUAAUUUUUUACUUUUGUAAAUUGACGGAUGUUCUUCAAAAAUGGCAAAAUGGUGCCCUUUUGCAUUUUCUAUGAUCCAAUUAUCAGUGCACUAAAGGAUAAAUGGUUUCGUUGGCAUCUUUAUGCUCAGCAGUCAGCAGUGUAACAUUUUCUUGUUUGUAGUGGAUCUUGAUUUUUGUAGUCUUUA
Messenger RNA from Rosa rugosa (rugosa rose), 1578 nucleotides. RefSeq names its product protein EARLY-RESPONSIVE TO DEHYDRATION 7, chloroplastic-like. Gene Ontology annotation, cellular component: plasma membrane. NCBI's taxonomy places the organism in Eukaryota, Viridiplantae, Streptophyta, Magnoliopsida, Rosales, Rosaceae. The transcript is spliced from 4 exons. The record is from RefSeq and is a predicted model, not a curated record. Bases 68 to 1360 code for a protein of 430 amino acids.